Drosophila novamexicana is the source of this 1620-nucleotide messenger RNA. RefSeq names its product p21-activated protein kinase-interacting protein 1-like. The transcript is spliced from 3 exons. The coding region runs from base 135 to 1607 and encodes 490 amino acids. The record is from RefSeq and is a predicted model, not a curated record. Lineage: Eukaryota; Metazoa; Arthropoda; Insecta; Diptera; Drosophilidae. Gene Ontology annotation, molecular function: protein binding.
GUCGCACGUGUAGGCGCCAGCCAAAUUCAGGUAGAAGUCCGUCACGCUGGAAACAACAGUUAUUUAGAUAUAUUCUGAAAGAAAAAAUAUAAUAUAAAGCUGGUUUUUUAUAUAUUUAAUUCACACAAACAUCAAUGACAAUGCUGCCGCAAUUUGAGAUUAUUGUUGGCACCUACGACGAAUAUCUAUUGGGCUAUCAAAUGGCCUGGCGUCGCAACAAAAAAGGAUCGGACAAGAUCCAAUUGAAGGCGACCUUUGCCGACAGAUCACACGACGGCUCAGUGAAGUGUCUGGCCGUGCACGGACACCUGGUGGCCACCGGGGGGCUUGACGAUCGCAUCUUUGUAUAUGAUAUGCGCACACGGAAGCAGGCGAACGUUCUCAACAUGCACACGAGCACGAUUAAUACGCUGGUCUUCACAUCGGAUGCGUCGCACUUGAUGUCGGGCAGCAAGGAUGGGCGUUUGAUAGCCACACGCUUGGCUAACUGGUCACCUGAAGCUGAGUGGACCAAGCCCCAUAAUGGCAAAGCCGUCACACACGUCGCUUGCCAUCCGAGCAGCCGUCUAUGCCUGUCCCUGGGCGCCGAUCUGGUGCUGAAUACGUGGAACUUGAUCAAGGGACGCAUCGCGUACAGAACAAACCUGAAAAGCAAACGUUCCUUGGGCAGCUCACCCGAUUGUCUGGCCUGGUCGGCACAAGGCAAUUACUUUUCCAUGGCCGGGCCGGCUACCUUCGAGAUUUGGAACAUUGGAACAGCCAGCGUAAUGCGUCAAAUCAAGAUGCCAUCGAAGCCCAUCUGUGCGACCUGGCUGGAUGAUAAAAACUGCGUGGCGGGCCUCGAAAAUGGCACCAUUGCUUGGAUCUCGCUGGAUUUCGAUGAAACGGCUGCCCCCAACAUAUUGCCCGGCCACAGCAAUCGCGUCAAGGCCAUAUCCUUCAUGCACAACACGGUGGUUAGCAUCUCCAGCGUCGGCGAGAUCAAGGUCUGGAGCUGCGAUCUGCCCGGCAAGCAACUAUCGCUAAUCACAUCCGCAAGCAUAGACUGCCGUCCCACCUGUAUGUCCCUGCUGGAUACAACGCAGUUUAGCCGGCAGCAAGAGGACACUCGCGACCGCACUGAUAAACAGAAGACAGCCAGGAUGGCCGCUCGCAUCGAGGCACUGGAGUCACUGAGGAAUCGCAGCUACGUCUCAAUUGAAUACGAUGAGGAUGCCGGCGAAACCGAUCCGGUGUUCGGUCGCGAUGCAGACGGCGACAGCGACAGAAAUGAGAGUGACGGCAACAGCCAUCAAUCGGAGUACGACAGCGACGACAGUCUGGGAGAAUCGGACACAAGUGAGCCCAAGCCCAGGCCCAGGCCAAGGCCAAAGCAAAAGCAAGCAACAGCACCACGUGCUCCGCUGAAAGCUAAACGUUCGCAAAAGCGUGUGCCCGCCCAGGAUAAUAGCGAGCCCACCGAAGACUUCAUUAGUCUUAACCCAAGCGAAGGCUCUGCGCCCCGUAGACUGGCCGGCCAGAAGGCGGCCACGCCCCGUUUACAGAAACGCAAUGCGCCCAUCGCCAAAUUGAUUCCGCAGCAGAAGCGUUCGAAGCAUGCAAAUUGAAAACUACAUUGUG